Messenger RNA from Wallemia ichthyophaga EXF-994, 1272 nucleotides. RefSeq names its product SNF1 protein kinase subunit beta-2. The transcript has a single exon. Gene Ontology annotation, molecular function: protein kinase binding. NCBI's taxonomy places the organism in Eukaryota, Fungi, Basidiomycota, Wallemiomycetes, Wallemiales, Wallemiaceae. The coding region runs from base 1 to 1272 and encodes 423 amino acids. The record is from RefSeq and is a predicted model, not a curated record. Gene Ontology annotation, cellular component: nucleus; nucleotide-activated protein kinase complex; cytoplasm. Gene Ontology annotation, biological process: signal transduction.
AUGGGAAACAGCGCCUCCUCCAGCAACACACAGAGGCAGCAGAGCAUAAAGGAUAUCGCGACCCACAAUCGCCAAGCCAGUCAACAACAAGCUGCCGCUUAUAAAGCUCAACAACCACGCCGUAAUGCUGAGUUUCCCCGGCGCCGUAGCUUAGAAUUACCUGAUUUGUUGCCAUUCGGUGGUGAUCUCAGCCAACAACCUCCUACGGACAUCUCCCACGACAACAGUAACAGCACCCACAACCCCUCCAUCACCCACACUACCCGCGCUACUCCACCGCCUCCGCCCGCCUGGUGUCCUCAGCCUGGUUCCGUGAGCUCCCCCCUCAUCGACGCCGCCGUCGCCCUUCAAGCCAGCUACUUCCCCACCGUCCCCGCAUCUCAACCACCCGCAAUCAACCUCAAACUCGAUGACGGCAGCGAUCUACCUGCUUAUAAUGCAGCUGCUGUUAAUAGAGACGAUGAAAACUCGGAUGAGCUCACUGAUACUGUCUUGAGUUGGCGUGGUGGUGGUAACGAUGCUCAAGUUCGAUUUGGUCCUGGUUGGAAGACAAGCGUACCCAUGACCAGAAGCGAGAAAGACUUUGUUACCUGUGUUAAACUCCCUCCAGGUCACCACAGGAUUGUUUUCGUAGUGGAUAAUAACUGGCGGGUGAGCGAUGACCUACAAACUGCCACAGAUGAUGAUGGCUUGAUGGUCAACUACAUUGAAGUACCCAAGUUGGCUGAGAAUGAUAGAAAGGAGCACACUCAUACGGAAAUCAACAACACGCGCAUAAUCACCCCUCAAUCUGCUAAAGAAGGUGAUUUACAAUGCGCAGAUGAUCAAGAUGGUACACAACACUCACUUACUCACUCGAACCCAUCAAAUCCACACACGCAUCACGAUCCAACUCCUCCACACGAGUACACCACCGACAUACCCCAGAUGCUAGUCACAUAUGCCAACCUCGAGUCGGGGGAGGGAGACAGCGCGCACAACGCACACUCAUCACACUCAUCACACACCUUCCUCCCUGAACCACCCAUGCUUCCUCGACAGCUUGAAAGAGUCGUCCUCAACGCCCAGCCUCCCCAAAUCGCCCCACCCGCUAACAGCACUGUCCCACACGGAGGCACUCUUGACGAUAAUAGCGUCUUACCUAUCCCCAAUCACGUGACCCUCAGACAUCUCACUGCUAGCGCUAUCCGCGGCGGCGUGCUCGCUGUCGGGACUACUACGCGCUACAGAAGGAAAUUUAUUAGUACUGUGUAUUAUACGAGCAUUGAUUAG